AUGGCUGUCCCGGCAGUACCGGAAGAAGACCAUAAUCUGGUCAAUGCCGUCGUGGGCCCCUCGCCGGCCCUCAUCCAGUCCUUUCCCCUCGGAAACUCCAGUUCUGACAGCGAGGAGCAAGGCCUCCCAGGGCUGGACGCUGCCCGGCAAGAUGAGGCGGACGAAAUGGUUGGGAUCAGUAUCGGCCGUGCGCAAAGUCGCAUGAAGGCCCGUCUCACGCCUGCUGAGGAGAAGAACCGCAUCAUGGAACGCAACGGUGGCUAUUUCGAGCCCAUCCCAGACGUUGGUGACUCGGACGGCCUCUUUGUCUCUGAAAUCACAGCUGAGCCAGAAGAGGUCUUGCUAGAAACUAGCCAGCGGGCUGACGAGAAUGGGCUGCAUUCAGGUCUAACCAAGAACGUGGGCCACCGAUCUAGUUUUACCCGGUCGAUUUUGAAGAAUGGCAUACCGCUACGGCCGCGGGCCUGGUCUGGUGAUAGUUUAGCCAACCGUAGUCUUAAGAAGUUCCUCCCGGACUUGGGGGCUCUAACCAGACGGCCAACACUUCCAUUUCUUUCUAGCAAUUCCCAACGUCCGACCCCGAGUCAAUCUCCGAAGCCUUCUCCGCCCAGGUCGCCGCCGCUGAACAAGGAGGAACACCCAUACAAGACACCACCACGACGGAGAUCGUCUACCAACCUGGACGCCGAUACAGUGAUCGUGGACGAACCUAUCACCGAUUUAAAUCCCCUCGGUGGGCCAAUUCGAGCAAAACACUCGUACUCCCGCCGGCUUAGUGCAACGGCUUCGGGGGGUCCGCCCAACCUACGGAGAUCGUCGUCGGACCAGUCCUUGUAUUUGAGAGCGACAUCCACCGCGUCCUCCCUCGACCAGCGACCCCGAUAUGAGAACGUGCAUUCGCAAGUCAACAGUCGGUUCAAGGCAAUCAAGGACAGUCUACAGGAUUCGAGCAGCCGCUUCCUUAGCAUGCCUAGCUUUAACCUGCAGGAACUCCGGAACGACUGGGGUUCUAGGCCGUUCCUCAAUGAAUCCAUCCAACGCAAGACCGCUACGGAUCCGCCAUCCCAUCGGAAAGUGCUACGGGAACCAAUCUCGACUCAGACUCGAUCUCAUUCCCCGCGUUCCAAUUCCAACACACUGCUUCCAGUCCUGAAUGAGGCGAUGUCCGAACUGACUGGAGAUGUAGUGGUCAUGGGGGGUUACCGGGGGUCCGUUCUACGCUCCGCAAAACCACCUCAGCGUCAACUAUGGGUUCCAAUGAAAGUCGGUCUCAAUCUUCGCAGAGUAGAUCUUGAGGUGGGCUUGAACCCAGAGGAUGAGGAACGAAUGGAGGAGACUAUUAUUCCAUCGGGCGUACUCUCCCAUAUUGGGCCAGUCGACAUAUGUCGACGGUUGCUGAAGCGUCUCCAAAAAUGUGAAAAUGCGGUUAAGGGGGAUCUCCGUGUCUGGGACUACGGCUACGAUUGGCGCCUAAGCCCGCAUCUUCUCUCGCGGAGGCUAAUCAAAUUCCUUGAGGGCUUGCCAUGUAACGCAUCCGACGUGCCACCGGAGAAACGAGGGGCGUAUGUCAUCGCCCAUAGCCUGGGAGGCCUAAUAACGCGCCACGCCGUUAACCAGCGGCCAGAACUCUUCGCGGGGGUCGUCUACGCCGGGGUCCCUCAACACUGUGUGAACAUUCUAGGUCCGCUCCGCAACGGGGAUGACGUGCUCCUCAGUUCCCGGGUCCUCACGGCGCAGGUGAAUUUCACCUUCCGGACUAGCUUUGCCCUUCUCCCCGAAGACGGCCAUUGCUUCAUCGACAAACGUACCAAAGAAGAAUAUCGUGUGGACUUCUUCUCCGCCGAGGCCUGGGAUGAAUAUCGUCUCUCCCCCUGUAUCAGUCCGGCGUUUCCACCGAUGACCCCGAAGGGCAUGGCCCUUAUGGACAAUAUUCCUCGUCUCGGUAAACGCUUCUCCACCGUCCUUAGCAGCAAGGAGAGCCUGUCAUCCGAUGACACCGCAGCUGAUCCGGCAUCACCCCGGUCCGGUGGAGCCAGUGAGGGCGAGCAGACUCCCGGCCAGAAAACCACCCACAAUUUCCUGGGUCCGACAUCCGACAUUGCCGAAAGGGUCUCAACUAUAGCCCCAAACAUCGACGGCGUCGUGGGACCGACAUCCCAUAUGCGGGGCUCAUCCAAUGUGAAGGCCACUACAGCCAUCACCAUCCCCCGCGCUGCAGCUUUCUCCUAUCUUGAGCGCACCCUUGCCGAGGUCCUUCGCUUCAAGCAGGAACUCGCUUUCAACCCCUCCCACCAUUCCAGCAACAGCUACCCGCCCUUCGCCGUCCUGUACGGCAAGUCCGUCCCCACGGUGUACGGCGCUCGGGUUUGGUCGCGCGAACAAAUCAAGCAUCAGGACACCUACGAUGAUCUCGCCUUUGCGGCCGGUGACGGUGUCUGUCUUGCGUCGGCCGCCAUGCUGCCGCCUGGAUACCGGAUCAUCAAAGGUGGUCUAGUAAAGAGUGAUCGCGGCCAUGUUGGUCUGUUAGGGGAUUUAGAGGGGGUUGGUCAAUGUCUCCAAGCUCUGCUUCGUGGGCGACGAGAGAGAGUGGGACUUGGCGACCUUUCCUAA
Aspergillus tanneri is the source of this 2610-nucleotide messenger RNA. RefSeq lists its product as uncharacterized. Gene Ontology annotation, molecular function: triacylglycerol lipase activity. The coding region runs from base 1 to 2610 and encodes 869 amino acids. The transcript has a single exon. The record is from RefSeq and is a predicted model, not a curated record. Lineage: Eukaryota; Fungi; Ascomycota; Eurotiomycetes; Eurotiales; Aspergillaceae.